This is a messenger RNA of Porites lobata, 3389 nucleotides long. The record is from the annotation of a GenBank genome assembly. Lineage: Eukaryota; Metazoa; Cnidaria; Anthozoa; Scleractinia; Poritidae.
AUGGCCAUUGACAAGGAAACAGAUCAGUACCAAAACAGCAACUUACUACAAAAGAAAGCAGAUUUGAAAAACUUUUUCACCACUGUUACAACCAAAGAGUCUCCAGUUUCUUUGUCACUUUCUCAGACUUGUCAACUGCAUGAACAAAUAAAGCUUUUUGAUCAAUUCAGCGGCAUUGAUCUUGGCAAAAUCGAUGCCAAGGAACGUUUUACUUUGCAAAAAAGUGGACUAAAUGAGUACUUUGAUACAGUGUGUGAGAAAGUUGUGAAGAAAUGCCCAUUGAUUACAAGUAUCACUAAAGCAUUGGUGGAAGGAACCAACAUACAGGACAACAGUGAGAGAAAUGCCCUAUUCAAGUUCAAGCAAGCUUUACCACUGUUAACUUUUAUUACCCAUUUCAGGUCGCAGAAAUCAUUGUCAGAUUUUCCAAAUUUAUUUGGCCUGUUGUUAAUAGCCAAUGGUGGAGGGAAAUCUAUCUUAACACUUCUGUCUUCAAUAGGAUUAUGCAAGAGCUAUAAGUGGUAGUAAGUAACUACAGUCAUAUACAUUUCAGUGAUUCAAAUGGUCAAAACCCUGAUCAAUACUUACAUGCAUAGUACACACAUACAAUUCUGAAGCUCAUUUUAAAGGGCAUUUCAUUUACCAAUGAAAUUAUACCAGCUUACAAGUUUAAAAAAAACUAUGGGAGUUAGUUCAUUACAGCAUAUAAUGCCACUUUUACAAAUACUGACCCACAUUUCAAUCUACAUCUCAAAAGAGUCAACACUCUUUAAUAUUGUGUCUUUUUUUAGAGAUGGUUUAAUUAAAAGUACGAGAUUCCAGAAUAUGUCAUAUCUUUUUUAACUAUAUAAAAGACAGAAAAAACAGGACAUGUGAUUUGUGUUGCAUUAUUUCAAAAGGAGAUGAAUCUGCUUUUAUUUGUUACUUAAAAAUUCGUUUUUGGUCUUUUCUCAGUCGUAAGUGGAUGGGUCGUCUAUUUAAGACUUACACUGAUGCCAUAUCAGUUGCUUUUCCUUCUAACACACCCCUGAUAAUAGGAUAUGACAAUAUCAACAUCUACAAGGGUAAAGCCCGAUUUUCUAGACUGAAGAGAAAAAUUCUACCAGUGAUGUGGAACCUUACCGUGCGUAUGGCUCGGAAGCCCAAUAUUGAUGGCAUUGAACAUCCUUGGGAAAUUCCUGACACAGCUGCUUGUAAACCUCAGAAAGAUAUAUUGGCCCUAACUGUUGAGGACAUCUUUCUAGGUAUCUAGUAUUAGCAAAUAAUGUAUGGUUUUAACUUAUUAACAUUUCGAAUCAAUUUACUGCAUAUUUGGUAGUUAUUAUAACUGUAGGUAAAGUUGAUGUCAAAAUGAGUCAUGCUUACAGUGAAACACAUACUCUUAAAUUACUAUUUUUUCUUCUUCAGAAAAAUUAAGGUUUGGGGUCUUCUAUUUAAUUCCUCAAAAACAGAGGGGGUAGAGCCAACUUUUUAAGCUUUCAAUAUAGCACAAAAUAACCUGAGAACAGACUACCUGCAACUUCAAUAUCUUUGAAUUAUGGUUGUAGUCAUUAAUUAUCACGUGACUUAUCAAGGCUAUUAUUAGUGCAAAAUGGGACCACUUUUCAUUUCUUUCUGGAAGUUGCAGUUAUUAUUAUAGUGAUGAGGCUAAUAGGUAUAUCAUUUCGGUGACCAGGCCUUUUAAGUUACCCUUUUAAAAAGGGGCGAAAUUCAAAAACUGUUUGAUGGACAGAUGUUUAGUUGUUCACCUAGGGACAUUUUUGGUAUUAACUUCUUUGAUUGACUGCUUGAAUAAACUGGUGCCAUUUCUAAUUUAAGUUUUUUCGUGCAAAAUAGCCUUUGAAGGUCAGAUGACCUAAUUUGCAUAUUCUUUUACACAGAAUUAAUAACCAAGUGUCAGUUAAGUUAUGGUUAUUCUCUUGGCUAGUUCUUAUAAGGUCAUUGGCUUAGACCAUUAGGGUCAUGUACCCAAGCUUUUUAUUCAAAUCCCAUUGAUCCUUCCUAAAUUGAGUGACCAUUGAAUAAAAACUUCCAGCUCUUGUAACAAUGGCAUGUUGCUGCCAUGUCAUCCUUGAAAUUUAUAAUAUAGAUAGCUCUGUUUCAUACCUUUCUGUACAUCAUCACAUGAUACUAAUGAUAAUAUUGGGUUAUAAUAAUCAUACUAUAAUUAGUGCUCUAAUUCAUAUGAUUUUGACAAGUUUUCACAAUGAUGAUUCUUGAUAGGAACCCAUUACCCACAGGGAUAUUAAAAGUAUGAUCUCUAAAUUCCGGAGAGUGAUUUUUUAACAGGCAGUUCAACAGGUUGUUUAUGCAGAAUGCAGAAGGUUGAACUGCACAGGCUUUAUAUCACAUGAGAGGUUCAUAUAUUUUUAAAUUUAAUCUACUCUCAAACAGAUUCUCAUAAGGAGCUGUCCACUAUCAUUGAAAAAGCCAAACACAAGUGGCUGCUAAGGUUGCUUCAUUAUGGCCUUAACAUUGGUAUCACCUUUGACGAUCUGAAAAGCAGAGAUGAAAAAUCAAUCAAUACCUUACUUGAGAACUUUCAGAAGCCUUCAAAACUUUCAAACAAUGUUAAUGUCCCAAAGCAGGAAUAUGACUACCCCCAAAAUGCAGGGAAAAAAGCUGAGAUAAUGAUUUUACCUUUGUCCAUUGAUGAUGAAACCACUACAAGUGGAACUGCAUCCAUCUUACAAAAUUAUUCAAAAGAGUUUGGUCUUCAAUGUGAACGUUCAAGUAAUUACAUUCCAAAGGAUCACAUGACAGGAAAGUUCAAUCUUUCAGCAGCAAGGGAACGAUUCCUUUUCUACCAAGGCUUAAAAUAUCACUAUGAAGAAAUGAAAGUUUUCAGGAAGACCCUUGAAGACAACGAUAAGCAUAUCACAGAUGAACAAGGGGAAGAUUCGUCAGAUAGUGUUCAUGACUCUGAUUCAGAAGUAGAAGUUACUGAAGGGAAUUGUAAACAAUUAAAUUUUAAAGAAUUCUGUGCAAAAGUUGAACAAACAAUGAAAAAUGCAAUGGCAAAACUUAAAAGUUGUACCAGUGGAAAGAAUUUGCAGCAAAGUGACAUGAUAUUGCGGCAGCGCCAAAGUGAAUGGUUGUUGUUAGAGGACCAGUUUAAACGCACAUGUCUACACCUGGCAGUUGAAGAAAAUGAUCUCCAUCUAGCAGAGAGCCUUUUAGUUUCUGGUGCAGAAAUUAACAAACCAGAGGGAUGUGGUGUAACACCAGUUAUGAUCGCAGUCAUUAAAGAGCAGUUUCAAAUGGUACAGUUGCUAUUGAAAUACAAUGCUAAAACACAUGGUACAUUUACAGGUCUAAUUCCACCGCCAUCAGACCCGUUGAAUCGAUUGAUAACCCUGCCAUUAAAGCAGCAAUUUCGCAACACAUAA